AUGCGGCGGUGUCGGGGCGCGGGGCUGGCGGCGCUGGCCGCGCUGCUGCUCGUGGCUUCAGGCAGAGCCCGGGUGCAGCAGGACCCAUUCCUAGAGACAACUGAAGGCACCGGCAUCAGAAUCAACUGCUCACACCCAAGUAUACAGAUGCUGGAAUUAAUAUAUUUCUACCGUCAGCUCCCGGACCAAAGCCUCGAAUUGCUCACAUACGCUGCUGGAACCUCCAAGGAUGUUCCGGCCAUUGCAGCAAAGCUGUCGGUGUCGGCAGAUCGGCGUUGGAGCGCGCUGUGGCUCGGGCGGCCCCGGCGCGGGGACGCGGCCGUGUAUUACUGCGCAAUUCUUAGCAGUAUGAAGACAGAUAAGCUUUCAUUUGGACCAGGGACCACUCUCACAGUUCUACCAAACAUUCCAAAAACUUCCGUUCCUCAAGUCAUUGUGAUGAAAUCAAAGAAACUGGAAGAAGGUGGCAGUCCUGGCAAAGCAGCUUGUUUGGCAAGGAAUAUUCAGACAAAGAGCAUCAGCUUGGAGAUGCCCUCUAAGGAGGUCGUGUAUGAACAGAGCACAUCCAUUUUGACACCAGAGGGGCUGUACAAUGCAAUUCAAGUGGUCAGUGUGACAAACGACACAGAGGUGACCUGCACGGCCAAAUUCGACAGCAGCACGAUGACAGCACAGCCAGAAGGGAAGGCUGGAGAACCAGUGGCAGGGCCCAGUGAGAGGGUUUGCAACAGCACAGAGCCCUCAGCACAAGAUGCUGAAGGGCAGAGAGUGAACAUGCUGUCCAUGGCUGUGCUGGGUUUGAGAGUCCUGCUGGCAAAGAGCAUCGCCAUCAACACCCUCAUGAGUAUCAAGCUGUUUCUUCUCUGAGCUCAACCCCUUUCCUGUCCACAGCCACCACAUCAAUCAUUCCAAAUCAAUUCUAAUUCGAUGUUCCUGUCCCUGUUCCAUUCCUGUAUCAGAGCUACAGAGUGAGCAUUGCUGUUGGACUGUGCCACACUUUGGUACAUUUGUAUUAAAGCUGCUUUUGCUG
Molecule: messenger RNA, 1030 nt
Organism: Oenanthe melanoleuca
Lineage: Eukaryota; Metazoa; Chordata; Aves; Passeriformes; Muscicapidae
Exons: 7
Coding region: 1-867 (288 amino acids)
Biological process (GO): response to bacterium
Source: RefSeq, a predicted model, not a curated record